UAUAUUCCAUUAUUCGAAAAUCGUUCUUCAGUACGUAAUUCUUUUUCUUUAAAUCGAUCAUUAAACUAUAAAAUUUCAUAAAAUGUUAAAAUUUUCGAAGUUUCAAUAUUGUAAAUUUAUGAUUGAUAUGAAGCCGAAUAUAAAAAGCUAUCUAAGUAAUAGAAAUAUUCGCCAUUUUCAGUCAAUUCGAAUUAUAAAAAUUUGCCCAAAGAAUUUCUGUAUCUUCCAGAGGAAUUUCUUCUAUGAAUAUUACUGGAUGAAUGCACUGACUAAAAGUAUUAAUAAUAAAUACAAGUCACUUAAGCAGCCCGAAGAUAAAAUUCAAUGCAUGUACGUGUGGAUUGAUGGAAGCGGAGAGCAUCUAAGAGCUAAAACCAAGACUUUAAAUUUCGUACCUAAAACGGUUAAAGAACUACCAAUCUGGUCUUUCGAUGGUUCAAGUACAAAUCAAGCUAAAGGAAUCAAUUCUGAUAUAUAUUUACACCCCGUUGCUUUAUAUAAAGAUCCAUUUCGGCGUAAUAAUAAUAGAUUGGCGCUAUGUGAAACGUACAAUUAUGACCACACACCUACUAAAACAAAUAACAGAAAAUCUUGUAAUGAAGUAAUACAAAAAAUAACGAAUGAGAAACCGUGGUUCGGAAUGGAGCAGGAAUUCACCUUACUCGGUGUCGAUAAACAUCCACUUGGUUGGCCUAAAAAUGGUUACCCGGAACCCCAAGGACCUUACUAUUGCGGUGUUGGAGCAAAUAGGAUUUUUGGGAGAAACAUUAUAGAAUCUCAUUAUAGGGCAUGCUUAUAUGCGGGUAUAAAUUUAACUGGUACAAAUGCCGAAGUUAUGCCAGCUCAGUGGGAAUUUCAAAUAGGACCUAACGAAGGAAUAACGAUUGCUGACGAUUUAUGGAUGGCCAGAUUUAUUUUGCACAGAAUUGCAGAAGAAUAUAAUGUAAUCGUCUCUCUGGAUCCGAAACCUGUUAUCGGCGAAUGGAACGGAGCUGGAAAUCAUACUAAUUUUAGCACAAAAGCAAUGAGAGAAGAAAAUGGCAUUAGAGUUAUAGAAGAAGCUAUUGAAAAAUUACGAAAGAAGCACAAAGAGCAUAUCAAAGUAUACGAUCCCAAAGAAGGCAAAGAUAACGAACGUAGAUUAACAGGAAAACACGAAACUUGCAAUAUUAAAGAAUUUAAAUGGGGUAUUGCCGAUAGAGGAGCUAGCAUCAGAAUAACACGAGCUGUGGCAGAGAGCAAGAAAGGCUAUCUAGAAGAUCGAAGACCUUCCUCUAAUUGUGAUCCUUAUUCCGUAGUCGAAAUUAUUAUUAGAACAAUCUGCUUAAAUGAAUAAAUUUUAUACAAUAUUUGAUUAA
Molecule: messenger RNA, 1358 nt
Organism: Centruroides sculpturatus (bark scorpion)
Lineage: Eukaryota; Metazoa; Arthropoda; Arachnida; Scorpiones; Buthidae
Product: glutamine synthetase-like
Exons: 7
Coding region: 83-1336 (417 amino acids)
Cellular component (GO): cytoplasm
Molecular function (GO): glutamine synthetase activity
Source: RefSeq, a predicted model, not a curated record